Molecule: messenger RNA, 957 nt
Organism: Didymodactylos carnosus
Lineage: Eukaryota; Metazoa; Rotifera; Eurotatoria; Philodinida; Philodinidae
Source: the annotation of a GenBank genome assembly
AUGGCUCGACCAUCAAGAAGAAACGCAAGAGUACCAACAACGACAACAAUUUUACAGUAUGAAGGUAAAACAAUUGAGAUAAAUAUAAAUGAUUUGGAUAUACAACAACUAUUGGGUAGUGGAGGAUAUGGUGUUGUUUCUUCUGCAUCACUUCGAAAUUAUCCAAAUGUUAAAAUGGCUGUUAAAAGAAUUCGAUUAGAAACCGAAAAACGUUUAUCAACAUAUACAGAUUUGACAACAAUUGAACGUGUUGGUACAAAGUCAUAUCCAUAUAUUAUUAAAUAUUAUGGAUCAAUCAUUGACAAAGUCGAUAGUGACCUACUUAUUUUUAUGGAAUUAAUGGACACAUCAAUGGAUAAAUUUUAUCGGACAAUGCAUGAACGUCAAAACUUAGAUUUACUCGAUUUAAUACUACAACGUUUGAUAUUCAGUAUUGUUUCAGCAUUGAAUUUUCUCAAACAACAUCGUAUUCUUCAUCGAGAUGUUAAACCACAAAAUAUACUUGUUAAUCGGCAAUGUGAAUUUAAAUUAUGUGAUUUUGGUAUUUGUGGUUACUUUACCAAUUCAAAAUCGGUAACAUCAUCGUUCAAGGGUACGGAUAUUUACAUGCCGCCAGAACGAAUGAGACAUAACGUUGAACCAUAUGGAAUUCGUUCGGAUAUUUGGGCAUUAGGUAUCAGUCUUGUUGAAAUAAUUAACGGAAGACACCCAUUUAUCGGUAUACAAUUUAUUCAAUUGGCUGUUCUAAUUCAAACAUGGACACCCAGUAUUGAUAAUAAAUCGAUAUCAUGCGAAUUAAAAGAACUCAUUCUCUACCUGUUAAAAACAGAUUAUAGACAGAGACCAAUGUCCUAUAAUGAAAUACUUGAAAUACCAGUUUUACAAAGUGUUCAUCCGACACCGUCAAUCGAUGAAAUAAACUACAUUAAAAACAUUAUUAACAAUAUUGUUUCAUAA